This is a messenger RNA of Momordica charantia (bitter melon), 1875 nucleotides long. RefSeq names its product putative inactive receptor kinase At2g26730. Gene Ontology annotation, biological process: protein phosphorylation. NCBI's taxonomy places the organism in Eukaryota, Viridiplantae, Streptophyta, Magnoliopsida, Cucurbitales, Cucurbitaceae. The record is from RefSeq and is a predicted model, not a curated record. Gene Ontology annotation, molecular function: protein kinase activity; ATP binding; protein binding.
AUGAAUCAUUUUUCCAUCUGUGUGCUUCUUGUUUGUUCAUUUCUAUUCCUCUUUUCAAAUUCUGAUGCUGUGGAUGAUUCUGUGAAGAACUCACUGAUUCAGUUUCUUGCAAAGCUCAGCUCCCAAAAUGGCCAACAGAACCAGAAUCUGGGAUGGGACAUUUCCUCUGAUCCCUGUAAGGACAGUUGGGAUGGCUUGGUUUGCGAUGGACGAAAUGUUUCUGUCAAAAAACUGUUUCUUGAUGGGCUGAAUCUUUCAGGAACUCUCCAAACCAGCUUCCUCUGCAGCUCAGAGCCUCUAAUGGCUUCCCUCUCUGUUCUCAGCAUCAACGACAACAACAUUUCUGGAGAAAUCCCAUCUGAUAUUGAGAAUUGCAAGCAACUGACUCGCUUUCAUGUUAGAGGAAACAAAUUCCAUGGCAAUCUCCCAAGUUCUUUCUCCAAGUUAGUGAACCUCAAAAGACUCGAACUUUCAAACAACAACUUGUCCGGGGAAUUGCCAGAGUUGUCAAGAAUUUCAGGCCUCACCAUGUUCCUAGCUGAAAACAACAACUUCUCUGGAGAAAUACCCUUGUUUGAAUUCUCCAAUUUUGAGAGAUUCAACGUCUCUUUCAACAACUUCUCCGGCCCGAUCCCGGCCGCCGCCGGUAGCUACUUUGCAUCAAACAGCUUCUUGGGAAAUCCUCUGCUUUGUGGAGAUCCAUUGCCAACAAAAUGUCACUCCCUCAAACUUGAAGAAUUUAAACCAGAAGUUGAAGAACCAAAGCACAACAACAAAGACAGCAUUUUGAUGUACUCAGGGUACGCAAUAAUAGCUGUCGUCUUCACAGUUAUAGCCAUUUUCAUUUUCUGCAAAAGGAAGAAAAAGGCAAGCAAGGGGGAUUCAAGUAACAGAGUCGUAGCAGUAGAUGAUGAUGAAAUUAGCAACAAAUUCAGUGCUAAUUCUUUGUCAAGUGAAUACAAAACUAGUAAGCCAGAGUUUUCAAUGCUUUCAUCUGAGAGUGGAGGGAUGUCAUCAUCACUGAUAGUGCUUACAAAUUCAGUGGUGAAUGGGCUGAAGUUUGAGGAUUUGCUGAAGGCUCCUGCUGAGUUGAUUGGGAGGGGGAAUCAUGGGAGUCUUUAUAAGGUUAUGCUUGAUUAUGGGAUGGUUUUUGCUGUGAAAAGGAUUAAGGAUUGGGGGAUUUCUACUGAUGAGUUUAUGGAGAGAAUGUGGAAGAUUGAUCGAGUGAAGCAUCUUAAUGUUCUGCCACCACUUGCCUUCUAUAGUUCUGAUCAUGAGAAGCUUUUGGUGUAUGAAUUUCAGCCCAAUGGAAGCCUAUUCAACCUUAUACAUGGAUCAAGCCAUGAGGAGAGAGCAUUCCCCUGGAUGAGCAGACUAGAGAUAGCAGCCAGCAUAGCCAAGGCAUUAUCACACAUGCACAAGUCCCUACAACAAGAUGGAAUCCCUCAUGGGAACUUGAAAUCUUCCAACAUAUUGAUGAACUGGAACAUGGAGCCCUGCAUCAGCGAGUAUGGCCUAAUGGAGGCCAUGGCCUUCCAUAGCCAUGGCAGCAGCACCUCCUUCAGAUCAGACGUAUAUGGCUAUGGCCUCAUCCUCCUGGAGCUCCUCACAGGAAAGCUUGCAAGGGAUGAGAAAGGGGUUUGUUUGGCAGAGUGGGUAAAAACUGUGCUCAGAGAAGAAUGGACAGCAGAAGUUUUGGACAGUGCUUUAAUGGUGGAAGCAGCAAGUGAAGAGAGGAUGGUGAAUUUGUUGGUGGUUGCUGUGAAAUGUGUGGACAGUUCUCCCAAUGCCAGGCCGAGUAUGGACCAAGUUGCUGCCAUUGUUGAUGCAAUCAAGGAGGAAGAAGAGGAAAGCUCCAUCAUUUCUGAAUUCUGA